This is a messenger RNA of Megalobrama amblycephala (Wuchang bream), 2202 nucleotides long. RefSeq names its product solute carrier family 35 member G1 (gene slc35g1). Bases 366 to 1616 code for a protein of 416 amino acids. The record is from RefSeq and is a predicted model, not a curated record. Gene Ontology annotation, biological process: regulation of cytosolic calcium ion concentration; calcium ion export across plasma membrane. Gene Ontology annotation, cellular component: plasma membrane; endoplasmic reticulum membrane. NCBI's taxonomy places the organism in Eukaryota, Metazoa, Chordata, Actinopteri, Cypriniformes, Xenocyprididae. The transcript has 3 exons.
ACAAAAUUUUAAUUUUUGGGUUAACUAACCCUUUAAGAUGAAAAAAGAAAAGGUCCUAAAUAUGACUCGGCAAAAUAUGACCUAAACAUAAAGAACCAAGCAUACAAGGGCAUUAGUGUUCAUCAUUUAUUCUCUGAAUUCAAAAAUGAUUUCUAACGUUACUCCGUAGAAUAAACUCUUUGAAACGUCAUUGUUGUCCAACCACAAAUAUGUUUUGUCUUCCUCUAGCGGCAGAGUCACGCUAUCACCUCUUUCUUUGUACAAGGUUAAUCAUUUAACUUGUUGCUCGGUACCAUUUCUACCCGAAGGCAACCGUGUGUCAAGACGCGUGGUUAAGGUAUGCCCAGCAGCUGUUAUCUUCUGUCAUGGGUGAUAUUAGACAGCGCAAUGGCUCUGUGAGUAAUAAUGACACAGAUUUAUCUGUUGUCCCUUAUACAGCGGACGACAUCAGAGUGCUUUGUCAUAAAGUUGACGAUGGGGUCGUUGGGGAGGAAAUUGAGAUGCAAACUCGAUCAGAAGUGCCAGAUGCGGAUGCUGACGCAGAGGACUGCCGACGGGUCAACGGCGACGCUUUUUACCGGGUUUGUGUGCCGGUUUGCUGUAAGAGAAGCGACACUGACCGCGAUGAUGAGGAGAAGGAGGAGGAUGAUGAUGAUGGUGAGGAGGACACGGGGGCAAAAACAGUUGAAAAAGAAAAGAAACCAGCUUGUCCGGGGCUGGGCCUCAUGUACAGCUUGUUAGCAUCUGUCUUCUUCUCCGCUGCGGCUCUUCUUGUGAAGAAAAUCGAGGGGAUGCACGCCAUCCAAAUCAGUGCGGUUCGGUGCUUCUUCCAGAUGCUGUUUGUCAUGCCGGCCAUGAUAUAUUACAAAACUGGCUUUUUGGGACCAAGAGGUAUGCGAAUCUACCUGUUCCUCAGAGGGUUCCUGGGGUCCAACGCCAUGAUCUUGUUGUAUUAUGCAGUUCUGCAGAUGCCCCUAGCCGACGCCACGGUUAUAAUGUUCAGUAAUCCAGUUUUCACAUCCUUGCUGGCUUGGAUUUUCCUCAAAGAAAGAUGCACAAUAUGGGAUGUAGUUUUUACCGUGUUUACGCUUACCGGUGUCAUACUGAUAGCCAGACCACCAUUCCUCUUUGGUGGUGAGCUGUCUGGGAUCGAAGGAGACUACACCAAUCACAUCAAAGGCACGGUGGCCGCCUUCACGGGGGCGGUCGGAGCUGCUUGCACUAUGGUCAUUCUGAGAAAAAUAGGUAAAAGUGUUCAUUACUACCUCUCCGUCUGGUACUAUGCAGUCAUUGGACUCAUCGAGUGCAUCAUUGUUUUGUUCAUCUUGGACGAAUGGACCAUUCCGUCCUGCGGCUGGGACAGGUGGACUCUCAUGGCCAUCGGGUUGCUCGGUAUAGCCGGGCAGGCGUUUCUAACCAAAGCGCUGCAGAUUGAGAAAGCAGGACCUGUUGCACUGAUGAGGACGAUGGAUGUGGUUCUGGCCUUCAUCCUGCAGUUCCUGUUUCUCAACCGCAAACCCACAUGGUGGAGUCUGGGAGGGGCGCUGUGUGUGAUCUGCAGCACUAGUGGGGUGGCCAUAAGGAAGUGGCGUAACAGCACGAAACACAAGAGCUGAUCUCACAUUCUAGUGAGAUGAGAAGAGAUUUUUUAUGUUUCCUACAAAUAAUUGCUGCAUUAGAUACCAAAGAAGCUGUUUUACUGUAAUAAUAUACAUCGAAAGUCUCCAAUUUUUUCUUAGGACCUUACUGUAUGCAGUAUGUACAGUACAUUACAGUAUUUUCAGUAGUUUUGUAGUUUCUUAAAGUAUAUAUUCUUACCUCAACUGAGGGCUGUUAGUCAAGAUGCUACAGAUAUUUUUUAAUCGAGAUAAUAUUGUUGAGACAAUACUGCUUUAUCAUAUGGAGAUUAUGGUAAACUACAUAAUAACAGACUGCUGGUCAGAGCUUGGUGAGUGUAAAAAUCACCAAAAAUGUCAAUUCACUCAUCCUUUACUCACCCUCAUGCCGUCGCAAACCUGUAUGAUUUUUCUCUUCCAUGGAACUUAGAAGGAGAUGUUUUGUCAAAGUUGAUCUUUUCCAUAUAAGUUAUGUGUUCAUUUCAUUAGUUUAAUGAUUUGACUUUCAGUAUAUUAGUAGGACCAGUGUUUAUAACUAGAGAUGCACCGAUACUAAAUUUCUCCACCGAUACCGAUAGCCGAUAAU